Molecule: messenger RNA, 411 nt
Organism: Monosiga brevicollis MX1
Lineage: Eukaryota; Choanoflagellata; Craspedida; Salpingoecidae
Exons: 3
Coding region: 1-411 (136 amino acids)
Molecular function (GO): protein binding
Source: RefSeq, a predicted model, not a curated record
AUGGAUGCCAAGGGCAAAGGGGUACUUGCGGGUAGAGCCUUCCGUCGAGGCGAAUACGUGUGUGAGUAUGCCGGUGAGCUGAUCGAACUGGAGGAGGCUCACCGACGCGAGGAGCGCUACCGAACCGAGGCCACUGCCAAGGGCCUGGAUGAAAUGAUGUGCUACAUGUAUUUUCUGCGUCACAAGAGUCGUACUUACUGCGUUGACGCCACUCAGACGGGUCGAGUCGGCCGCUUGAUCAAUCAUUCCCGUGCAAAACCCAACUUGAAGACCAAGCUCUUUGUACUUGAUGAUCGCCCACACCUGGGUUUUAUUGUAAAGCGGGAUAUCGAGAAAGGAGAGGAAUUGCUUUACGACUACGGCGAGCGCGACCCCGCCACUUUGCGCCAGAUGCCUUGGUUGAAACAGUAA